AUGGAAGAAGUUAUCAACGAACAAUCAUCGGUUGAUUUUUCUGGGAACUCUGGAUCGAGAUCUAAACUUCUGAGAUAUCCGCUGCGUUCGUCGAAUAAGUUGAAGGAACCGAAGGCAGAGGCAUCUAAUAGCAUCAAUCCUUCUGAAUCUAAGAGAGGAAGAAAUACUCCCAUUGUAAGCAAAAGCGUGGGAGUUCUUGAUUUCUCUGCUAAGGGCAAAUCCUCCAGUGCUAAACCGCCAAGAAGGCUCUCUAAUCCUGUCAAAGCAUCUCCCACUCCAAGUCCAAAGGCGGUUGCCAACAUAACCCCAACCUCAGAGACAAGAUCAAGGAGGUCUGGUAAUGGCCAAGGGCCUCAAACCAGAGUCCAAACACCUGUUUCUGACAUUCUUAGAUCAACUGCUCGGAAGUUUAGUCUCUUGUCUUCGGCUUCAUAUUGGUUGAACCAAAUUAAGCUAUCUGAAAGUGCUGCCAAGCACAACAUUUCACUUGGUUUCUUCAAAUUAGCCUUGGAGGCAGGAUGCGAGCCCUUCCAGAAAUUACAAGAUGAGCUGAAGUCUUACUUGCGCCGACACCAGCUUGAUGAACAUGGAGAACGAGUGAAAGAACUGGUAGAAAGCUAUAACAUUGCGGAAACCAUAGAACAACCUCAAGUUUCUGAAAUCAUAGAGCAACCUCAAGUUUCUGAAAUCAUAGAGCAACCUCAAGUUUCUGAAAUCAUAGAGCAACCUCAAGUUUCUGAAAGUAUUUCACAGAUGCCAGAAGAGGGAUCUCGAUCUACUGAUGAUGAAGUGCAAUACUCCUCUUCUAUCAUGGGUACUGGUAAACUGACCCCAAAAUGCUUAAACACUGAUUCUCCUCUAAUUACUACGCCUCCUGUUACCAUCACAGAGCCAACCAAGAAGGAAAUUAACCAAAAGAAAAAUCUUGGAUCCAAGUUGAGAGAGAAUCUCAGAAUGAACUCUGCAAAUUCGAAAACUGCUUCUGAUAUCAGGAAUAGUAGGUCAGUUAAAAAAUCCGAGAAGCCCAGUAAGCUUCAAACCAGUAAGAGUGUAGUCAAGAAACGUGGAAAGAAAGCUGAUGGUAAAGAAGUUUCUGCUAGUCCUAGUACAAGUGCUGGAGAAAAAGAAAACAUGGAUGUUCGGUCCACGGAUGAUGAUUUGAUUGAAGUUGUGUAA
Lathyrus sativus (Indian pea) is the source of this 1176-nucleotide messenger RNA. NCBI's taxonomy places the organism in Eukaryota, Viridiplantae, Streptophyta, Magnoliopsida, Fabales, Fabaceae. The record is from the annotation of a GenBank genome assembly.